UGUGUGUGUGUUGUAUAUGAGCGAGAAAGAGAAGGAGGCAGUACUUGGCAGGCACACUGUACGGCGAAGAAGCAGGCAAAUCUCUUUUAGGAUUCAUCAGCGCAGACGGAGCCUCGCACGUCUGAGAGUGUGUGCGCGCAUGCUGACAUGCGAGUCUGCGAUGGUCCAUGGCAUCAUGAUCCUCCUGCUUGUGGUCUUGAUGGUUUUACCAGCUGCCAGUGUGGAAGAUAAAGCAACAGUGAAUGACUUUGAGUGUGUGUGCGAGUGGCAGACAUGCGGCAGCAACGGUCGCUGCUUUGGCCAGCAGUGCUUCUCUUCCGUCUCCAUCCGGAACGGGACGGCCCUGCGACAGAAGGGGUGCAUUGUGGGUACGGAGGAAGAGGCGGUACAGUGCGGAAGCUCCCCACCUGAGUCUGGCGUCAUGGUGCAGUGCUGCCAGGGAACACUGUGCAACAGCAAUCUUACUGUGGAGAUACCAAGCUCAGAUAAGGACUCCACACAGCAUGUAUGUGUGUGUGAGGGAGCGGAUUGUCUGAGUGGGGGGCGGUGUGUAGGAGAGCAAUGUUUCUCCUCAGUCACAGUCACCAACGGAAACCUACAACACCGUAAAGGCUGUUUCUCUGCCUCCCAGAGGGGCGGGGCUAACUGUGACACACCCAAAUCAUCUAAUAACAUCAUUAAAUGUUGCACAGGCCACCUGUGUAACGCCAACAUUACAGUGGAACCUCCAGCCAGAGACACGGAGACGAAACAAAAAGAGCACGAGUGCGUGUGUGAGGGUCGUUCUUGUGUGAUGGGUGAGCGGUGUAAGGGACAGCAGUGUUUCUCGUCUCUGACUGUGACUGACGGAAUGCUGGUGCAUCAGAAGGGCUGCUUCACUGUGUACGAGCAGGGUCGCUUGACCUGCAAAACCCCACCCUCACCUGACCAGAUUGUCGAGUGCUGCCAAACUCACCUGUGUAAUAUGAACCUCAGCGUGGCUCUGCCAAUCCGAGUGGCAGAGGGCCCUAACUAUAGUGUAACAACAUUGGUCAUCGUAAUUGUGGCUCCAGUGAUUGUCCUCAUUAUCCUUUCAACGGUGGCCAUCUUGAUUUUCCGUCGAAUCCACCGUAACCAGAUGGAGCGGUUGACGGCCCGCGAUGCCGAGUACGGCACCAUCGACGGACUCAUCGCAUCCAACGUCGGCGAAAGCACACUCGCGGAUCUGUUGGAUCACUCAUGCACAUCAGGCAGCGGUUCAGGACUGCCUUUCCUGGUACAGAGAACAGUCGCUAGACAGAUUACACUGAACGAGUGUGUGGGGAAAGGGCGUUAUGGAGAGGUGUGGAGAGGUCAGUGGCAGGGUGAGAACGUGGCCGUGAAAAUUUUCUCCUCCAGAGACGAGAAGUCCUGGUUCCGUGAGACUGAGAUCUACAACACGGUGCUGCUGAGGCACGAGAACAUUCUGGGCUUUAUCGCAUCCGACAUGACGUCUCGUAACUCCAGCACUCAGCUAUGGCUGAUCACACAUUACCACGAGAUGGGCUCGCUGUAUGACUAUCUGCAGCUGAGCACGCUGGAUGCCCCGGCUUGCCUGAGGAUGGCGCUGUCCAUCGCCAGCGGCCUGGCGCACCUGCAUGUAGAGAUCUUCGGCACACAGGGCAAGCCGGCCAUAGCUCAUCGAGACCUGAAGAGCAAAAACAUCUUGGUGAAUAAAAACGGCCAGUGUUGCAUCGCUGACCUGGGCCUGGCUGUGAUGCAUUAUCAGGACACAAACGAGCUGGAUGUGGGGAAUAACCCUAAAGUCGGCACCAAACGCUACAUGGCCCCUGAGGUGCUGGAUGACUCCAUUCAGGUGGACUGCUUCGAGUCAUACAAACGAGUGGACAUCUGGGCUUUCGGCCUCGUGCUGUGGGAGAUCGCCAGACGCACAGUCAGCAACGGUAUUGUAGAAGACUACAAACCUCCCUUCCAUGACGUAGUGCCUAGUGACCCCAGCUUCGAGGACAUGAAAAAGGUGGUGUGUAUAGACCAGCAAAGACCCAACAUCCCCAACAGAUGGUUCUCGGAUUCUACUUUAACAUCCAUCGCCAAACUCAUGAAAGAGUGUUGGUACCAGAACCCGUCGGCAAGGCUCACGGCUUUGCGCAUCAAAAAGACUCUGACGAAAAUCGAUAACUCUUUGGACAAAAUCAAAGCGGACAUUUGAACUCUCUUCAUAUGGAAGAUCCUCAAAGGCCUUUAUGACGUCCAGCGGACGACUCGUCUGGAGAUCCAGGAAAAAAAACAAACACACACACACACACACACAAAAAAAAGUGACCACACGGGCACAGUGCUCUCUUAGAGGCACAAUGUAUUUAUUUUAACACGUACAGCGGGACACGUUUUGGCAUCCAAAGAUGGCACAGAGGGCAUUUAAGAAGACUGCAGAUAUGUGACCUAGCUUUCACAGAGACUGUUACUGUAGCAAGACCUGGAAAGGAGAAAGUCGCUUUAGAGCUCCAGUUUACUUCUAACGCAGCUUCGAUUUUUAGAACUGUCUGGAAACGACGUCUUUCGUUUAGUAAUAUUGUCCGUGCUUCUUUUUGAUUAAUUGCACUGGCAGUCGCUGGCAUUCCUUACUUGCACUGUUACGGAAGAAUUCGGAGGAGAAAAAGACAACAAUUUUGCCAAAAAAGGCUGUAUUUUAUAUUCCACUAGCAUCAUAUCUUUAUCCAUUAUCAACCACAGAGAUAACGCAAGCAACUUUUUAUUUUUAUGUUCCAGUCUUUUUUGUUGUUGUUGUUGUUGUUGUUUACUUUUGCACUGCCAUUUACAGUAUAAUGAUAAAAAAAGAGCAUCUCUGCCUUCAUUUAUGUCACUCGAGCUGUAAUUUAUUUAACUUUUAUGUUUUUGAACCGUACAAUAGCCACUCUGUUACUGUUUUGCCUGAGAUGUUUAACGUGUCACUGAUUUUUUUUUUUUUUUUUUUGUAUUAUUGAGCAUUUAGCUAUUUCCCUUUUGUUUGUUUCGUAAGCUUUAUUGAGUAUAGAAUCUAAAGUAAAUAAAAAAAAAAUUCUUAACUCAAAAACAUUAAGCAAUGCCUGUAAACUGUUUAUAAAUGAACAUGUGCACUGGCCACAGAACUUAAGUUUAAAAAAAAAAAAAAUGUCGGGUUGUUUUAUUUCCUAUUUAAAUAUGUAAUUGUACUGUAUUAAUUAAGACAGUAUAGAUUUCCACCUAAACUUAUUUUUUAUGAUGUAAUGAUUAGCAGAUUUAAUCAUAAAACCGUUUAUUUGACA
This is a messenger RNA of Ictalurus punctatus (channel catfish), 3263 nucleotides long. Its product is annotated as activin receptor type-1. The transcript is spliced from 12 exons. Gene Ontology annotation, cellular component: plasma membrane; BMP receptor complex. Gene Ontology annotation, biological process: BMP signaling pathway; cellular response to growth factor stimulus; protein phosphorylation. The record is from RefSeq and is a predicted model, not a curated record. Bases 17 to 2188 code for a protein of 723 amino acids. Gene Ontology annotation, molecular function: SMAD binding; transforming growth factor beta receptor activity, type I; ATP binding. NCBI's taxonomy places the organism in Eukaryota, Metazoa, Chordata, Actinopteri, Siluriformes, Ictaluridae.